AUGGAAACACCUCGCAUCAGUCAAUUAUUACCUACAAUUAAAUGUAGUAACUGUGGAAUAACCGUAGAGUUGAGAAGACUUGCCGAGCAUAUUUGUGAAGAAGCACCAGCCAUGCCUGAAAUGCCCAGCCAAUAUAGAAAACCAUUAAAACAAGAUCCAAGGUCAUAUAAUACACCAAUACAAAAUAAUAAUAAUCAACGACCAAAUCUUAGCCCAUUAUCUCUCUCUGAUAAUAAUAUUUCAACCCGUUCAAAUCGUUCACCACGUUCACCACGUCCAUUUUAUGAUGCGCCACUUUCAUCAGAUUCUGGAUAUUCAAGUAAUAGUAAUAAUUAUGUUCCACAGAAGCAAAGUAAUAAUAAUAAUUAUGCUCCACUACAACCAAGUAAUCCUAAUAAUUAUACCUCACAGCAACCAAGUAAUAAUUAUGCCCCACUGCAACCAUCAACUCCUACCUCUAGUACAUUUUUAAAUAAAUAUGCCGCAGCCAAGGAUCCUUACAAUACUCAAACAUCAAGAGAUCCUCCUUAUGCACAAGUUUAUGAUAAUGAUAGUUACCAGACGCAAACACCAAAACAAUUUGAUAGUUAUGACAAUAGACAAAACAAUAAUAUUAAUAACAACAGGUAUCCUUCCACCACCUCCUCCUCAUCUUCUAAUUCAAAUGACAAUUAUAGCUAUGAUGGCAGAGAUUAUCCGCGUACUACAAAUGAAUUAAGGGUGCGUGAUCGAUCACCUGGAAAUUAUGAUAGGUCCAAUAAUGGUAAACCUAAUGGUUACGACUCUCCUUAUGAUAGACAACCACAAAUAUCUCGUAACAAUGCACCAGACAAUCAAAUCGACAAGUUGUUGAAUGAUUUGAUAUCAGAAAUGGAUAAUACAAAUAUAUGUGCAUAUUGUGAUUCUAAAAUCAAUUCAUCACCGAUGUGGGCACUUGAUAAAGCAUGGCAUCCACAUCAUUUACUUUGUACAAGUUGUCAAAAACCAAUUGAUCCAAAUGAAGGUCAUGUUGAAAAAAAUGGAAAAGUUUAUUGCCCAAGAGAUUAUGCAGAAAAUUUUUUACCAAAAUGUCGUAGAUGUGGAUUAUCAGUAGAAAAAGAAGCAGUUAGUGCAAGCGAUGGUAAAUUGCAGGGAAAGUGGCAUGUGGAAUGCUUCAAUUGUCAUAGUUGCUAUAAACCAUUUCCUGAUAAAUCGUUUUAUGUAUUUAACAAUGCACCAUAUUGUAAAAGACAUUAUCAUAAACUCAACAAUUCACUUUGCAGACAAUGUGAUGAUCCGAUCGAAGGACCAUGUGCGCAAACAGUUGAAGGAUGGAGGUAUCAUCCUCGUUGUUUUUCAGUCACUCAACCAUUUACACUAUUUCCAAGUCGUGCACUCCUCCAUGGUCCGAUCGUGACUGCAAAUCCAUCAUCAGCCUCGGUCGCAGUAUUACCAGUACAAUCGGUAGCUAUUCUACCCAAACAUUCAUCUCUAGAUACUUUUCUGGCGGCUUCAAUACAGAGUCAUUUUGUAAAAAAAAGAGAAAUAAAAGAUGAUAAUCCUUCAACUAUAACCAUUGUAACUGCAACAAAAACAGAAAUAACUACAACUGUAACAAAUACAGUAACAACUCACCACAAUGCUGUUAUUAAAAAGGAUGACGGAAAUGAUUCAAUAAAUGUGUCAGAUUUAUAUUCUAGCACACUUCAAUCAAAUGCGAGCCCAAGUGAUGAUCCAGCUAAACAUCAAGAUUUAGAAAAUGAGGAAAGGUUUAUUGAAGAAGAAAGGACUAUUCAUAGAGUUAUUGUGGUAUUGUGUUCAUUGGGGGUCUCGCUUUUUUUGGUUGCAAUUGCUAUUGGAAUUCUCUAUUUAAAAGUUCGUAAACAACAAAAAUUAGUUAAAAAACCAAUACAAAUCCACACCCCACGAUCGUUAUCCAAUAAUGUAGAACCCUCUGCACCAUCUGUAGAUAAAUUAGAAAGUGAUGAGAUAACGUUGGAUGAUGAAAUACUAAUUGAAGAAACAUCAAAUCUCGGAGAUCCUACCAUUUCUUGUGCACCACCUGCUUAUACUCCAUCAGCGCCUUCAAUAUACUCACUACCGCAUGUCCCUAUACCUGAAUUCGAUGGUACGAUAAGAGAUAUAAUAUUAUACAUGGGUGGUAAUACUUAUAUUGCUUCUUCAUCAGGAACAUCAAUGCCUGGAUCUACCUUUAUUAGAAUGGCUGCUUUACCAUCUUCUGUUGCUUUGCCACCUAUGAAUACUGAUGCUUGGUAUACAAAUAAGAUGGGUGUUAAUUUUUGA
This is a messenger RNA of Entrophospora candida, 2283 nucleotides long. Lineage: Eukaryota; Fungi; Glomeromycota; Glomeromycetes; Entrophosporales; Entrophosporaceae. The record is from the annotation of a GenBank genome assembly.